This is a messenger RNA of Lemur catta (Ring-tailed lemur), 1994 nucleotides long. RefSeq names its product protein phosphatase 1 regulatory subunit 3C (gene PPP1R3C). The record is from RefSeq and is a predicted model, not a curated record. Gene Ontology annotation, cellular component: protein phosphatase type 1 complex. Gene Ontology annotation, molecular function: glycogen binding; protein phosphatase 1 binding. Gene Ontology annotation, biological process: regulation of glycogen biosynthetic process. The transcript has 2 exons. Lineage: Eukaryota; Metazoa; Chordata; Mammalia; Primates; Lemuridae. The coding region runs from base 127 to 1080 and encodes 317 amino acids.
GCGGCCGCUCGGCGCCAGCCCCGCAAUCCGCCCGAGCCACCGCCGAGCGGGGACGGCCGGACCGGGUGCGAACUUGCGCAGACAGCCGGUGCUGGCGCUCACGGUGUGCCGCCGCCUCUCCGCCUCAUGAGCUGCGCCAGAAUGAUCCAGGUUUUAGAUCCACGUCCUUUGACAAGUUCAGUCAUGCCAGUAGAUGUGGCCAUGAGGCUUUGCUUGGCUCACUCGCCACCUCUGAAGAGUUUCCUGGGCCCUUAUGAUGACUUCCAACGAAGACAAAUUGUGAAUAAAUUAAAGCCUCUGAAAUCAUGUCUCAACGUGAAACAGGAAGCCAAAUCGCAGAACGACUGGAACUGCUCACAGAACCAAGCCAAGAAACGGGUUGUGUUUGCCGACUCCAAGGGUCUCUCUCUCACUGCCAUCCACGUCUUCUCCGACCUGCCAGAAGAACCAGCAUGGGAUCUCCAGUUUGAUCUUUUGGACAUUAACAGUAUCUCCUCUGGCUUAAAACUCCAUGAGGAGAAAAAUCUCAUUUUAGAUUUCCCUCAACCUUCAUCUGAUUACUUAAGUUUCCGGAACCACUUUCAGAAGAACUUUGUCUGUCUGGAGAACUGCUCUUUGCAAGAGCGAAUCGUGACAGGGACUGUGAAAGUCAAAAACAUGAGCUUUGAGAAGAAGGUUCAGAUCCGUAUCACUUUCGAUACUUGGAAAAGCUACACCGAUGUGGACUGUGUUUACAUGAAAAAUGUAUAUGGUGGCUCAGAUAGUGACACCUUCUCAUUUGCCAUUGACUUACCCCCUGUCAUUCCAACUGAGGAGAAAAUUGAGUUCUGCAUUUCUUAUCAUGCGAAUGGGCAAGUCUUCUGGGACAACAACGAUGGUCAGAAUUAUAGAAUUGUCCAUGUACAGUGGAAACCUGAUGGGGUGCAGACGCAGACGGCAACCCAGGACUGCACAUUCCACCAGGCAUCCCCUAAGACAGAGUUAGAGUCACCAAUCUUUGGCAGUCCCAGGCUGGCUAGUGGGCUCUUCCCAGAGUGGCAGAGCUGGGGGAGAAUGGAGAACUUGGCCUCUUAUCGAUGAAUUAAGCAACAUAGUGAUUGGUCUUGACCUGUCAUAUUCCCCAUGCAAUUCUAGGUCUGUAUUGCUCAAUAUUAGGCAAUCUUUGCUACUUUCCAUCAGUAGGUUUAGAUUGGAGCUUUUGAGACCUGGCUACAGAAAAGAAAGCCACUCGAGAAUUUAGUGUUGGGGUCUGUAGAGAUGCUGCUGCCCAAUUUUGCUUUGGAGGAUCAAGUAACAGCCUGGGAACUGUUUUAAUAAAGGUGAUACCUCUUCAGUGCCCUUCCUCCUUCCCUCUCCGUUCAUGAGCUUUCAGGUUGGGCAAGGGAAAGUUGAGCAAGGACAGCUGAUGGUGAUGGAAAGCUGUGUUAAUGGUACGAGGAAUGUGUGAAAAGUAUACACAAAGGGCUCUGAAGCUGAAGUCAGAGUAGGAGCAGGAGGUCUGACACUUACUUGUUGGUGAGAAAAUGUAAGGUUAUUUUGUGUUUUUAAGUUGGUUUUAUGGUUCUAUCCUGGGGAAACAAUCUGUAGAGAGGAAAAAGAUCUAUGUAUUCUUGAAGCGAAAAGCCAAAUAACCUUUUAAGGGUAUUGGGUGGUAUUGGGUGAAGAUGAAUUGUAACUCUGGAGAAUCAAGAUCUUACAUGAAGCCUUUCUGUUCAAGUGUGAUCUACCAAAAGUCAUGAUUUGGGGAAGGUUUAAGCAAAUCUGGUUCUGCAGUCCUAAUGUUAUAAGUGAUUUUGUGAUCAAGACAUCAUGUUUGGGUUCUUGGUGUAGAAUCCUGCUAACAAAAACCAUGCCAUCAUCAGUGGUUAACAACACAUAGGGACUCCAUGUCAUGUCAGAUAGCUCAUUGCAAGUGCCUUGAUUAAAUCAGAAAACUGUAGUUGCUUAACCCAAAAAUCUGAAUGGCCUCAUGAGAAGGUCCACUCUGUACGCUG